AUGGCCGCCGCGCUCGUCCCGCCCUCGGCGCCGCAGCUCCACCGCCAUCUCUGCUGGCUCCUCGCCGACGCCUCCGCCCCUUCCUCGUCCAGCGCGCCUCUGCUCAGGCUCACAUCGGGCUCCUCAUCGUCCUCCUCGACCUGCUCCUCCCACUCGCGCUCCUCUCCAACUUCCUCCCUGCCGGCGCCCCAUCCUUUCCGCUCCCCUCCCCUCCAUAGGCUUGUGAAGGAAGGGGCCAGCCAAGGAGAAGCUCAUGUGCUGCACGUCGUCUACAGGAUCAACAUUGAAGUAAAAGAAAGAAAAAGAACCCCCACCCCCGGGGCAGCCCAACCACCAAACCCUAUCCCCUCCCCAGAUCCAUCAUCGCCGCCCCCUCUCGCCUCUCCCCCGAUUCACUCCCGCCGCCGCCUCCGCCCCCUUCUCCCCAGACUGAGAGAGAGGCACCGCCGCAACGGAGAGAGGGGCGCCGCCGUGGCCCGGACUCUCCUCCGCCUCCUCCCCCCACAACUCGCCCACACCAAAUCCGUCUCAGCCACCGCCCAGCCAGAGAGCGAUUCACCGUCGCCGUCACCGCUGCCGCCGCCGUCAAGCCCCUCUCACCACCUAACAGCCUCACCCUCGCGGCCCCCGCCCCCUCACGGGCCCCGCGUCUCCCGCAAGAAUCGCACCCGCCCGCCUAGGGUUUCCGCCGCCGCCGGAGAGGAGGGGAGGGGAGGAGCGGAACCAGGGCGAGAUGGCCGGACGGCUCCUCGGGCAACUCCUCGUCAUGGGCGGCGCCGUCGUCGGCAGGGCCGUGGUCCAGGCCUACCGCCAGGCCAUCGUCAAUUCUUCGGUGGAGGUGACCCAUGUGAUGGCGAUUCACUCCAUCCGCUCCGGUUCCAGCGGCGGCGGUGGUGGUGCUCCUAUGAUGGCUAUACACUGGUAGGCUUGGCUGCCUCCCCUGGCCGCCGCCAUGGUGAUGAAGCUGAGCCUAGGCUACAACCCCCUCGAGGGAAGGGAUCUUGGAGUGACGGCUACCUUUGAGAUGUACCGGUGGGCUGCCAUCGGGAUGAUUCUCACGUAGACGUUGAACGAGAUGGUUUCCAGCUGUGCGCCCAGUCCUGAACUCGCCAUUUGUGUCCUCCUGCAGUUCCAGAAGGUUCGGUCGUGAACGCUAACUAUGCCCUUCUCAUUUCUGCCCAAUUCGCCAUGGAUAGGAUUCUUGCUGGUUGAGCGCAGGAACACUCUGCGUAGUUGAGGCGACAAUGCAGACCAAAUCUUCUUCAAGUACAUACCCAUCCACUGCAUCGGCUUGGAGUUGGGUAUGCACGAGGUCUCCUUUUACUUACUCCAUACUCGAAGGAGUUCCUAGGUCGAAGAAAUUCGAAGAAGCUCGAAGCCCCUGUCAACGACUUGCUUUAUAUGUUAUUGAACUUGUAAUGCAGAAUUUUCUUGGAAUUUUGAUGUAAGGCUGAUCUUGGGAAUUGGGUGUAUAUUUACUUGCUGUACUUGUUAUUCAAAUGCUGGUUGUACUUGUUAUUCAAAUGCUUGGAAUUUAAAUUUGAGCUAAAUGUAUAAAUAGUACUGAAA
Molecule: messenger RNA, 1569 nt
Organism: Triticum urartu
Lineage: Eukaryota; Viridiplantae; Streptophyta; Magnoliopsida; Poales; Poaceae
Source: RefSeq, a predicted model, not a curated record